Pocillopora verrucosa is the source of this 3715-nucleotide messenger RNA. RefSeq lists its product as uncharacterized. The record is from RefSeq and is a predicted model, not a curated record. Lineage: Eukaryota; Metazoa; Cnidaria; Anthozoa; Scleractinia; Pocilloporidae.
UAACAUAAUUAUUCUCACCAAGUCAUUCUGUCACCAUGGCAUCUAACGGAGUACGUAAAUAGUGUUAAUAAUUUAGCAUUUUUGGGCCAUUUCAAGUUUAACACCUGCUACCGCGAGAGGCGAAGUUGUUUUUGAGAUCGAUUCGAAAACUUUCAGCCUCACUAACUUAAAAUAAUGUUCCUGUUACUCUACCUUGUAGCAGUUUUAUCUAAUUGUGAGGCCUCAGAAUUUAAGUUCAGCCUCUCCAGGUCUACAGAUUGGCAAUAUGUUGGCCGUCGUGUAAAGUACACACUUGAAAUGACCAUUCCAGAGACCACUCAAUUGAAGACAAAAAUCAAGUGUCCUUUCAACACCUCCGCCAUUCUGCGACUAACAAAAACAGAAGUAACUGAGGUUAGCUCUCAGCUGACCGUCCCAAACACGUCCCCAAACCUCACUUCAUCUGCAAAUGAUGGUCUUCACGAUAUUGCAUUUUUUGAAUUUGGCGAAGUCACUCGAGCAACUUAUGAGAACGAAACCAAGAUUAAGAUUGAGUUUGAGAUUCAGGUGAUGGAUCACCAGGAGAUCGUGAACGGUGGCUUGCAGUGGGUUAGUGUUGGAACCGAGUACAAAAAUCAAUCUGUUUGGGCUGCCAUGCUAGCAGUAAAGACUGUCAAACCAGCCUGCAAGAGACCUGAUCUGAAAGUGACCCUAUGGAGUGUUUCAAACUACCAUACCGUUCGCUCUGGAGACAAAAUCAAUCUCCGUGUGGAUGUGGAGCACUCAGACGAUACUACAGACCUGGUGGAGAAUGGCAAAUUACAACUACCCUUACCGCCUUUCCUUACCUACAAUGAUUUUACCAAAUUCUCCAACUCUGUCAGUGUUGUUGCGCAAUCUGAUUCGCAGAUGGUCUCAUUCAAGUUUGAGAAACUUGAAUUUUACCAAAAAGUGUCACUGAGCAUAAAAUUAAACCUGGAUCCCGGCAAAACAAGAGCUGACGGGAAAAUCCACGACUGUACAGUGUACGUGAAUCUUAAAUACAAUGGGUCAGCGGACACCUGUAGCUCGGCCUCAGGCUCCCGGGAGUUUUCUCACCAAGGGCCAUCCUCAGCUUCAUUCAAGUAUUAUGUGCAAAAAGCCAAAUGUGACGAAGCUCUUGGUUUGCAAGAUAAGAGUAUCACAGACUCUAAGAUUACAGGUUCGUCCUAUUCUUCUGGCGGUGAGCCUCACGAGGCCAGGUUGGAUGGCAGUAAGGCGUGGAUACCUAGUGGACAGUUGGCGAAGGAAAAAUCACAGUUUCUUCAAGUCGAUUUCACAAAAGUAGCCAAGGUCUGCCGACUCACCACACAAGGUUUCAAUGGCAGUUUCGUCACCAGACUUUCCCUUUUCUACAGCGAUGAUGGAGUCAUUUGGAAACCAUAUAAAGAAGGAAGUAAGAUCAAGGAAUUUGCGGCAAACACCAAUGACGACUACACUCAGAUUAUUGUGCUUCAGAUUUGUAUCCAGGCUCGGUUUAUCCGUAUCAAUCCUGUGGGGUGGUACAGCAGUAUUGCUCUCAGGGUGGAGUUCUUCGGGUGCACGAUUGGUCCUGCACCCUCCUCGGGUUCUUUGACAUUCACAAGUCGCGGUUACUUGUUGGACAAGAGCUCUGACGUCAUGUAUGUUUGCAGCGUGCCAAUGAAAGGAAGUAAAAGUGCACCAAAUUGCUUUCGUAGUAAAGACAAAGGCAAUUCUUGGACAGGCUUGGAUAAUCGUCUUCUUACUCUGGUUGGACAUGACAAGGACGAGAAUAUUCUCUUUGGAGUGAGCAAGAACGGAAAAGCCAUUCUGAAAAGCACCACAGACCAUUUGGCUCGGUUCGUCGCCGUUCCUGAAGAUGAAUGGGUGAAAGCAAAAACUAAAUCAAACACAGUUUUAACUAAAAUGCUCGAGAAUUCCUUGGCUAUUGCUGACGCAAACAUGAACCCACAAUCUCCACACACAGUCACUGCGGACAACUCCGGCACUGAGUGGGGAGCUUCUGCUCAAGGCAUUCAUGUAAAAGAGAGCUCACAGUGGAAACUGAAAGCCAUAUGGAUGUGUUCUGAACUUGGUAAUAAGUAAGCUGUUCAUGCAUCUCCCCUGGUGGGAUAAAAACUAUAACGAGGCUCAGUUGGUAAUUUAAUAUUAAUUUUUUUCCUAAAAGUGAGCCAGUUCGCAGUGAACUCUCUCAUAAAAGCCACAUUGCAACUAUGUAUCUACAUUCGGUAACUUUUCAUAUUUUCAGCUUUACGUCUCCUGGACGUCAUUGUAGUUAAUACUUACUCGUGACAAAAAUCAUGUCGAUAACCUAUCAAUUACCUUUACUACAGGUAUUCUGUUCUAAGAUUUUUUCACCAGUUAGAUGUUUCACUCUUAGGAGUGACCAAUUUGUAAUUUCUCCUCACAAUAUUGAUACGUGAUCAAGCAAAAAGGUGCUGAGAAUAAACGAAAAAAUCACCAGUAAGUUAAGCACUAAAUUCUCAUAAACAAUAUCGUAUGAAAGGUACAGAAGACAAAAAGGAGAAUUUAUAUUGUAAUCUUCUUAAUGAAAGGUUUAGAAGAUUGUAGGUUCUUUGAUCAGCAACAGAAAAGCUGAAGUUUUCCUAUUAGGAGGCAAUUUUUGCGCAGCAUGACAGAAAAUACCUUUUUAAAGUUUAUAUUCCUUUACGCACUCAGAUUUAUAAUUUUGGUUAAAUAUUAUACGUGCGAAAAUCGCGCGCGUUUGACUGGCUGAAAACGAGUGCAUUUUUCAUGUAACACUAUUGCAAAUAAGUAACACGAGUGCAAAUAAGUAACACGAGUGCAAAUAAGUAACACGAGUGCAAAUAAGUAACACGAGUGCAAAUAAGUAACACAAAUGCAAAUUACAAAUGGCGCGCGCGCUGCCAAAAUUUCGCCCGUCUUGACUUUGUGUUAUGGGUUUUGCAAUCAAAUUAUUAAUAAGUAGCAACAUGAUUUCUCGAUCGUACAAUUUGUUGUAAAUAAGCACUUAUAAAUUGUACUCUACGGGCUCGUUUAAUUUUAUUGUCUUUAAGAAAUUUGCUCUUGUGUAUUAACACCGAAUUACACUCGAAAUCAUGUUGUCAGCUAUACACAUUUCAUCACUUAGCCACCGACGAAUUGUAGUUUUAUAAAUUGAUAAUUAAAACCGCUCUUUCACUUACUGUAACAUAAGACUAAGACUCUAUGCUAGUUUUUUUCAGAUCUUAACUCUAGAUGGUGAUUAUAUUGUUAUGCUAAACUCGUUUCACUUAUAAUUAAGAACCUGUGUUUAAAAACUUCAACGAUGGUCUUUCACCUUGAAGACUAGCCUGCGUACCAGGCCUUUCCGUUUACUUUUAUCCAAUAGAAGGAAACUUGAGCCGCGCAGGGGCAUGGGGCGAAAGUGAGCAAAACAGGUGACUGACACAGGAAGGGGUAGGGAAGAAAAAGAAAGGCUUGUUGCUGCUGAGCUCACAGAUUUUACAUCCUUCCGUUCUUCCGCGAACGGGAGGCAGUGGCAUUACUUGUGAGGAUGAAAGCUCGAACAUAAUCAGUCUUUUUAGUUAAAAGAAGAAGUACGGGCGAGGUUGAGCGAUUAUUGUGAUGUAUUUUUAUCAUUUAAAUCACAUAUCUACAUACUUUUUGUGUAUGCGAGUGAUUCUUCAAGUUUUAAUACCAUUUUUACGUUCUUUGUGUAACUUCCGUCAUAAGAAAUAAAGUGUUCCUUGUU